Molecule: messenger RNA, 363 nt
Organism: Suillus bovinus
Lineage: Eukaryota; Fungi; Basidiomycota; Agaricomycetes; Boletales; Suillaceae
Exons: 3
Source: RefSeq, a predicted model, not a curated record
CGAGACCUCGGUUUACAGAAGUAUGAGUUGGAGGAUAAUGAGUGGGAAAUACUACAGCAAUUGCGUGAUAUACUAAAGAUUCUAAAGGAUGCCACACUUUACUUCUCGCGUGCAACACCUAACCUUGCGAAGGUGAUACCAGCAAUGGAUCACGUCGACAAGAUGCUCAUGUCCUAUUCACGCAACAAGAAAUAUCUGCCUUCAAUUCAUUCAGCAGUUUGGCUUGCAAAAAAGACACUCAACUGGUACUAUCAGCUCACAGACAGGUCUCACACAUAUCGGAUCUCCAUGGUGUUACAUCCCCAACACAAGCUAUUAUACUUCAAGGCAGCAGACUGGGAAGACAACUGGAUCCAAACUGCA